Messenger RNA from Branchiostoma belcheri (Belcher's lancelet), 1587 nucleotides. Its product is annotated as galactose-1-phosphate uridylyltransferase-like. Gene Ontology annotation, cellular component: cytoplasm. The record is from RefSeq and is a predicted model, not a curated record. NCBI's taxonomy places the organism in Eukaryota, Metazoa, Chordata, Leptocardii, Amphioxiformes, Branchiostomatidae. The coding region runs from base 158 to 1225 and encodes 355 amino acids. Gene Ontology annotation, molecular function: zinc ion binding; UDP-glucose:hexose-1-phosphate uridylyltransferase activity. The transcript is spliced from 11 exons. Gene Ontology annotation, biological process: beta-D-galactose catabolic process via UDP-galactose, Leloir pathway.
ACGUUGCUGAGAAUAUUGAAUAUAUUUGUGAAUGCGUCGUUUAUGUUUACUUGCGCUCUAACGCUGCAACUGCAGUUCAAAGGUCGUUAUUUCUUUCAGUUCAGAUUUGAAAGUUUCCUGUCUUUUUCGUUGGAUUUUACUCGCUAUAGUUUCCCACAUGGCGGAGAAGUUUGAUCCAGCAGAGCACCAGCAUGUGCGGUACAACCCCCUGAAGGGAGACUGGGUGCUGGUGUCGGCCCACAGGAUGAAGAGGCCGUGGUCGGGGCAGGAGGAGAAACCCCCAGAGGAGGACAUUCCACGACACGACCCCAAGAACCCCCUCUGUCCCAGGGCUACCCGCGCCAACGGAAAGGUGAACCCAGACUACGACAGCACCUUCCUGUUUGACAAUGACUUUCCAGCCCUCCAGCCAGAUGCACCCGACCCAGGUCCAAGUGAACAUCCUCUCCUACAGGCAGCCUCUGCAAGAGGGAAAUGCCAGGUGAUGUGCUUCCACCCAUGGACAGACAUCACCCUUCCCCUCAUGUCAUUGGCCGAGAUCAGGACUGUGAUUGACAGGUGGGCAGAGAUCACCACCGACCUAGGGACCAAUCACAGAUGGGUGCAGGUUUUUGAGAACAAGGGUGCUGUGAAUGGGUGCUCCAACCCUCAUCCUCACUGUCAGGUCUGGGCCAGCAACUUCAUGCCAAAUGAGGCAACAGCUGAGGACAACAACCAAAAAGAGUACUUCAGCAAACACCAAUCCCCAAUGCUUGUGGAUUACUAUAACCUGGAGAAGGAGAAAAGGGUGCGGAUAGUUGUGGAGAAUGAGGACUGGUUGGUUGUGGUGCCGUACUGGGCCGUGUGGCCGUAUGAAACACUGGUGCUGCCCAGGAGACAUGUCCUCAGGCUGCCGGACCUCACCAGCAGUGAGAGGGAUGCCCUCGCAGACAUUACAAAGCGACUUCUGUGCAAGUAUGACAACCUGUUUGAGGUGUCCUUCCCUUACUCCAUGGGCUGGCACGGUGCCCCCACAGGGGAUCUGACUGAUGCUGAGAACAGCCACUGGCAGCUCCAUGCACAUUACUACCCCCCUCUGCUGAGGUCAGCCACAGUAAAGAAGUUCAUGGUGGGUUUUGAGAUGCUGGCUCAGGCCCAACGCGACCUCACAGCGGAACAGGCUGCUGAGAAGCUGAGAAACCUCCCUGAGCUCCACUACAAGAUAAAAAGGCAACAAGAAGACUAAAGAAUUCACCUUUAAUGGAUGAGCUUCCAUCAGCCUAGCUUAGAGUCAAACCUCAUCAUCUCAGGAUCAAAGUUGACUUGUGAAUAAGGAACCCCCCCCCCAACACUGGCUCCAGAUAACUUUGUCAGGAGCCAAGAUUCUUAAUCAAACUUGAUCAGGUGCAAUAUUAAUAUCUGAUUCAUGCUGUUUCAUGCCUCACUUCCAAAAUGCAACUUGCACAAUGUGCCAUAGAGAUCAUUGAUUAUCCAGUGUGUCAUGGUUGGUUCUUGCUCUUCUAGAGUGUCUAGAAUUGUACAAUUUUAUGGGUAAUUAUAGUACGGUUGUGGAAAACUUUUCUGAAUCAAAUGCAAUGUCAGCCUGAU